Messenger RNA from Populus euphratica (Euphrates poplar), 654 nucleotides. Its product is annotated as 60S ribosomal protein L36-2-like. Gene Ontology annotation, molecular function: structural constituent of ribosome. Lineage: Eukaryota; Viridiplantae; Streptophyta; Magnoliopsida; Malpighiales; Salicaceae. Gene Ontology annotation, biological process: translation. The transcript is spliced from 4 exons. Gene Ontology annotation, cellular component: ribosome. The record is from RefSeq and is a predicted model, not a curated record. Bases 109 to 441 code for a protein of 110 amino acids.
GACUAAAUUACCCCUUACCUUUCUCUUAUAUAAUCCAGUAGGACUGUAAUAACCCUAGCGUCCCUGCUUCUGCUCAGACUUGCCGCCGCUACUGAUUUGAGCCGAGCAAUGGCUCCAAAACAGCCAAAUACGGGUCUUUUUGUGGGUUUGAAUAAGGGGCAUGUAGUCACGAAGAAGGAUUUAGCUCCACGUCCUUCUGAUCGCAAAGGGAAAUCUAGCAAAAGAGUUCUCUUUGUCAGGAGUUUGAUCAGGGAAGUUGCUGGCUUUGCGCCCUAUGAGAAGAGGAUCACUGAGCUCCUCAAGGUUGGCAAGGACAAGCGUGCUUUGAAGGUUGCUAAGAGAAAGCUUGGGACGCACAAGAGAGCAAAGAGGAAGCGUGAGGAGAUGUCCAAUGUUCUUCGCAAGAUGAGGGCUGCUGGAGGUGGUGAGAAGAAAAAGUGAUUUGAUUUUGUAGUCUCUGACUAGUAGAUGCUAGUCAGAGGAACGGUUUUGUUUAGAGACACAAUGCUCGGAAGCUUGUUAUUUUAAUUUUCAGGAAAUUUUGUUACUUUUUAAUCCAGAACUAAAUGUUAUGUACCUCGUUUAUGAUCUGUAUGUGUUUAAAUGAAUUGCAGCUAUUUGAAUGAGUGAUUAUGGAAAUUAACUUAUUUUUUU